UCUACUAAUAUUAUCCCAAUUACAUCCGUUUCUUUCUUUACUAAAACUAAGGCGCAAGCGUGUUGUGAAUCCCGUGAGGCAUCCCGGGUAGAAUUACGUAUUGUCACGUGACUUGAGAAAUCCGUAGAAGAUGGCUGCGCCCUGGAGCACGAUGCUAAUUUAGGGGACUUGUUGCUGUAACUUUAUUUUUAAUUCGAAAUCGAAGCAGAUUGUGUCAGUAUUAAGUAUGAAGACGUUUUGUGGACGACCAAACCCUACAACCGGGGUUUUGGAAUGGAUUGCAGAAGACGAGGAAUAUGAUUAUCAUCAAGAGAUAGCAAGGUCAUCUUAUGCUGAUAUGCUGCACGACAAGGACAGAAAUGUAAAGUAUUUCCAGGGUAUUCGAGCAGCAGUGAAGCGAAUAAAAUCACGUGAAGAACGUGCUAUAGUAUUGGAUAUUGGUACAGGUACAGGUCUGCUCUCCAUGAUGGCAGUCACGGCAGGUGCUGAUUUUUGUUAUGCAGUGGAGGUGUUCAAACCAAUGGCUGAAGCUGCUGAAAAGAUUGUGCAGAAGAAUGGUUUUGCUGAUAAGAUCAAAAUUAUUAAUAAACACUCAACCAGUGUCACUGUAGGACCAGAGGGUGACAUGCAGUGCAAAGCAAACAUCCUGAUAACAGAACUAUUUGACACUGAACUAAUUGGAGAAGGGGCCUUGCCAAGCUAUGAGCAUGCACAUAAAUAUCUUGUUGAGAUGGGAUGUGAAGCGGUGCCACAUAGAGCGACCAUCUUUGCCCAGCUAGUCCAGUCGGAGCGUCUGUGGAGCUGGAAUCACAUCAACCCUAUAAAUGUUGGUGGAGUUCAGAUUGUUUCAUCUUCAAAAUUGAAGCUUUGUGCUGGAGCCCCUUCUGUAUGUGACAUCCAGCUUAGCCAGGUGCCCACUGGAGACUUCCAGCCUCUCAGUGCCAUACUACCAAUGUUCAGUAUUGAUUUCAGUUGUCCAGUGAGUAGCAGUCCAGCAAAGCACAUCCACAAAUUCCCUGCCAUUCAUUCUGGCUCUGCUCAGGUUGUCUUGUCUUGGUGGGAUAUCGAUAUGGUCCCAGAUGGUAGCAUAACUUGCACAAUGGCACCAGCAUGGGCUCACCCUGAUCCAGAGAACGUUCCAUGGCGGGAUCACUGGAUGCAGUGCGUAUAUUUCCUUCCCACAGAAAAAUCAGUGAAAGAAGGGGAGACUUUCGAGUUAACUGCUUUUCAUGAUGAUUAUAGCCUUUGGUACAAUAUUCAUUCUGAAAUCUCUUGCAGCAGUGAUAAAGAAAUUCAGUAUUCAAGACCAACCUGCACUUGCCAGGCACACAUGGUAUGGACACGACCACGAUUUGGGGAACUCAAUGACGCCCAACGGACAGACUGCUACAUCCGUGCAUUGCAAACAGUCCUGAUGCCUGAUGAUCUGUGCUUGAGUGUGAGCGAUGGAAGUCUGCUGCCAAUCUUUGCUUGUGUUCUUGGUGCACAGAAGGUAUACAGUCUGGAAAGCUUUGGCAUGGCUCAUAAAGUAAUAGAGCAGGUUAUUGCUGCCAACAAUCUUACUGGAACAAUUCAUCUUUUGGAUAGUCGGCCCGAGCUCUUAACUUCAGAAAGUUUUGGAGGUGAAAAGGUAUCGGUGCUAAUUGGAGAGCCCUUCUUCACUUCUUGUUUGCUGCCCUGGCACAGUCUGUAUUUCUGGUAUUGCCGCACUGCCCUUUCUCAGCAUUUAGAAGAUGAUGCCACUAUCAUGCCUCACUCUGCAUCACUUUUCAUGGUUGCCGUGGAAUUUAAGGAUCUGUGGAGAAUAAGAAGUCCUUGCGGCACAUGUGAAGGGUUCGAUGUGAGUGUGAUGGAUGAGAUGAUUCAGAAAUCAUUGGAUUUCAGGGAAUCCAAGGAAGCAGAACCACAUCCUCUAUGGGAAUAUCCAUGUUGGGCAGUCUCAGAGCCAAAAGAGGUCAUGACCUUUGACUUCCGCCAACAUGUUCCAGCAAAUGAGUUGAACUGUCAAGGAAUUUUACAACUGCAAAGGGAGGGUCACUGUCAUGGGGUGGUUUUGUGGAUGGACUAUCAUUUAACUGAUGACAUAACAGUGAGCACUGGACUGGUGCAGCCACCUAAUAAACAGGAUCACUGCAAAUGGAAUCUGUACCACAAGCAAGCAGUUUACUUCUUCAGGUCAGCUUUGGAGAUCACAGAAGAGAAAAUCUGCGUAGUUGAUUACAGUCUUACCUUUAAACCUACCUCUGGUGAUAUAACCAUGAAUUUUGAACCACAACAAGCCAGAGAUGCAAACAUUUAAUAGAAACUAUACUUUUAGGAAAGAAUUAUAUACUCUAACAGUAUAUGGUAUUAAAAACUGAAUAAGGUUUUGAGUCAUUGUGGAUUUACAAUUGUCAAAGGAAUAAGCCUGUCACAAGUAUGUAAGCAGAAA
This is a messenger RNA of Erpetoichthys calabaricus (reedfish), 2431 nucleotides long. RefSeq names its product protein arginine methyltransferase 7 (gene prmt7). The coding region runs from base 227 to 2299 and encodes 690 amino acids. Gene Ontology annotation, molecular function: protein-arginine omega-N monomethyltransferase activity. Lineage: Eukaryota; Metazoa; Chordata; Cladistia; Polypteriformes; Polypteridae. The record is from RefSeq and is a predicted model, not a curated record. The transcript is spliced from 17 exons. Gene Ontology annotation, biological process: peptidyl-arginine methylation.